Molecule: messenger RNA, 708 nt
Organism: Miscanthus lutarioriparius
Lineage: Eukaryota; Viridiplantae; Streptophyta; Magnoliopsida; Poales; Poaceae
Source: the annotation of a GenBank genome assembly
AUGGUGCAAUCAAAGAAGAAGUUCCGCGGCGUCAGGCAGCGCCACUGGGGCUCCUGGGUCUCCGAGAUCAGGCACCCGCUCCUUAAGAGGAGGGUGUGGCUGGGCACCUUCGAGACGGCAGAGGAGGCGGCGCGGGCGUACGACGAGGCCGCCGUCCUCAUGAGCGGCCGCAACGCCAAGACCAACUUCCCCGUCCCAAGGCGCGCCACCGGGGAGCUCGCCCCGGUGCCGGCCGCGCGGGACGCGCGUGGCGGCGGCGGCUCGUCCUGCGCGGCGCCGGGCGGCAGCAACACCGCCAACCUGUCGCAGAUCCUCAGCGCCAAGCUCCGCAAGUGCUGCAAGACGCCGUCGCCGUCGCUCACCUGCCUCCGCCUCGACCCGGAGAAGUCCCACAUUGGUGUCUGGCAGAAGCGCGCGGGCGCGCGCGCCGACUCCAGCUGGGUCAUGACCAUCGAGCUCAACAAGGACGCGCCGGCCGCGGUGGCGCCGGCGUUCUCCGGCGAGGAGCCGGCGCCAAGCGGCGGAGGCGCGGCGGCUACCACGCCCACGUCCACGUCGUCCACGGUCACGACAUGCUCGCCUCCACCUGCGGCGAUGAUGGACGACGAGGAGAGGAUUGCGCUGCAGAUGAUCGAGGAGCUGCUGGGUAGCUCGCAGUACUCAUCACAUGGGAUGCUCCAGGGUGCAGCAGGCAGCCUCGUCAUCUGA